AUGAGGGAAGUGGUCCAACAUGGUAGAGCUUCGAAGAUGUCAAUUACCAAACAAACAGGAUUUAAGCCAUUUGCCGGGGAUCUCGGAAUGCUUCCGGUGUUGUCUAUGGUCGCGAAGUUUUGUCGUAAUGGAGAAAUUCGGAGAGACACAAUUGAGCUGAUGCAGUUGGAGCCUAGAAGAACUGGCAUUUUCGACAGCAUGCUUUCGGUCAACAUCUUAGAGUGGUUGAUCGAGAAGGAAGAGAAGGGUGCUGAUGAGUAUGGAUUUAUCCCAGAGGAAAGCCGAGUUAGGAUUUUGAGAAUUGAUACCCUCGAUGAAGAAAACUGCAGCACGGGAGAAAGAGAGGUUACCAUUGUGUAUGGGAUGAGGGACGGGAGCAGCGAUAGGAAGGUGUAUGUUGGGAGAGAUGUCGUGAAGUGGGAUCCGGACAGUGACAGUGAUAAAUGCAAGCCUGGGGACAAAACCCCAAAUUCUACUGUGGUUAGGCGUUGUUCUGCUUGUCAUGAUUCUCGCUGAUGGGACCCCUGAGUCUCACCCGAACCACUUCUCAGGUUAAGCAAGGGAGGAGCAACGAAAGUGGCGGAAGAACGCACUGGACACUUGCUAUCAGGUCUUGGGAUGAACGAGGCCGGUACACAUAGCACCACGGCUUGA
Molecule: messenger RNA, 654 nt
Organism: Hymenoscyphus albidus
Lineage: Eukaryota; Fungi; Ascomycota; Leotiomycetes; Helotiales; Helotiaceae
Source: the annotation of a GenBank genome assembly